Messenger RNA from Diabrotica virgifera virgifera (western corn rootworm), 2131 nucleotides. Its product is annotated as polyadenylate-binding protein 4-like. Lineage: Eukaryota; Metazoa; Arthropoda; Insecta; Coleoptera; Chrysomelidae. The transcript has a single exon. Gene Ontology annotation, cellular component: ribonucleoprotein complex; nucleus; cytosol. Bases 196 to 1986 code for a protein of 596 amino acids. Gene Ontology annotation, molecular function: mRNA 3'-UTR binding; poly(U) RNA binding; poly(A) binding. The record is from RefSeq and is a predicted model, not a curated record.
GCGCCAUAGUGUUUGAAAACCAAAAACUUCAAAUUCAAACACAUUGGUUUCUAGUGGUACAUGAAAUAUUUUUAUUUGUUUCCAAGAACACAAUAAAUAAUUUUUGUUUAAAAAAUUAUAACAAAAAAAUAGAUACUUUUGAGCCAAUUUAUAAUCAAUAAGUGGAACAGUUUAUUAAUAUUUGUAAGGACAAAAAUGAGUGCUUUUCUAGGAGUAGUUUAUCCAUCUGGAUCUCUUUAUGUUGGAGAUCUUCAUCCAGACGUUACUGAAGCAGUUCUAUAUGAGAAGUUUAAUACGGUGGGUCCAGUCCUUUCACUAAGAGUUUGUCGAGAUGAAAGAACCAGGCAAUCUCUGGGAUAUGGCUAUGUAAACUACAGUUUGACCAUAGAUGCAGAAAGAGCUAUGGAUACCAUGAACUUUGAUUUGCUGAAAGGUAAACCUAUUCGUAUAAUGUGGUGCCAUCGUGAUCCUUCCCUAAGAAAAUCUGGAAUUGGAAACGUGUUUAUUAAAAACUUAGAUAGAAGUAUUGACAAUAAGGCCAUGUAUGAUACAUUUUCUGCGUUUGGAAAUAUUCUCAGCUGCAAAGUUGCUUUAGAUGAUAACGGCCUUUCAAAAGGGUACGGAUUUGUGCAUUUUGAAAAUGAGCAAGAUGCAAAAAAGGCUAUAGAAAAAGUGAAUGGUAUGUUACUCAAUGGUAAGAAAGUGUAUGCUGGAAAAUUUAUUCCUAGAGUGGAAAGAGAGAAAGAGCUUGGUGAACGUGCGAAACAAUUCACUAAUAUUUAUGUAAAAAAUUUUGGGUCCAUUAUGUCUGAUGAUAAGUUUUUUAACAUGUUUAAUAAGUUUGGUGAAAUCACAAGUUGUGUGGUGAUGAGACAUAUUGAUGGAUCAUCUAAAGGAUUUGGUUUUGUGGCCUACAGAGAAGCAAAAUCGGCACAUGCAGCUAUUGAAGAAUACAAUGGUAAAGAAUUUGAUGGAAAAGUGUUAUAUUUAGCAAGAGCACAGAAGAAAGUAGAGCGAUUUAAUGAACUAAAGAAGAAGUUUGAAAAGAUUCGCUUAGAACGUUAUGAACUCUAUCAAGGUGUUAAUCUAUACAUUAAAAAUUUGGAUGAUAGUUUCGACGAUGAAAGAUUACACAAAGAAUUUGCUCCCUAUGGUACUAUAACUUCAGCUAAAGUAAUGCGUGAAAAUGGUAGAAGUAAAGGUUUUGGCUUUGUCUGCUUUACAUCCACAGAAGAAGCUACUAAAGCUGUUGCUGAAAUGAAUGGAAAAAUGAUUGCAAACAAACCUCUCUAUGUGGGUCUAGCUCAAAGAAGAGAAGAACGCCGAGCAUACCUGAAUAGUCAGCAUCUUCAAAGAGCACAAGCAUUGAGGAUUCAAAAUGGUCUAACUUUCCCUACAACUACACCACCGUUUUUGUUUCCAACUGUUGCCCAAGGACCAAGGUUUUUCAAUCACAUUAAUUCCAUAAACCAUAUUAGACCAACGGCUCGUUGGCCCUCUGUUUCUAAUGCUAUCAGACCCAAUGGCACAUACAACUUAGCAUUACUAAAUUCUCCACAUAGAGCUACCUCUAGAACUUCAGUUAAUGUCCGCAAUUCUGCAAAUCUACGACCUAUUACUGGCCAACAAACUGCACCUAGACCUAACACCAAGUAUACUAACUCUUCCAAUACCUCUAUCAGUCCCAUGCAGCCAAGUAUCGGUAAUGGUGGAGAUCCCGUACAUCCAGUUAAUUGUAGGAUGCUAAGUAAUGCUUCUCCACAAGAACAGAAGCAAAUAAUUGGACAACAGCUGUAUAAUAUCGUAGGAAAAAAAUAUCCUGACACUGCUGGCAAAAUUACAGGAAUGUUAUUAGAAAUUGAUAAUUCUGAACUUCUUCAUCUCAUAGAAAACGAGGAAUCAUUGAAAGCCAGAGUUGAUGAGGCCAUUGCGGUGCUUCAAGCUCAUAAUGCUAGUAUUAAAAAGGAAAUCAUAGUGGAAGAUUAAUAGUUUUAUGCUAUAAGAUUUUAUUUAUUCUUUGUACUAUGCUUAAGUAAUUAGAUUUUGUGUUGUUGAUCUUUAUAAUAGUGUUGUUGAACUUAAAAUUGUACUAUUUUUCUAGUUGAAAAAAUUGGACAAAAACUAUUAUGUA